CAUUCUGAGACGCAGAGGUGUGGACGUUAUCCCUGUGCAGUGUGGACUGUGUGGAACUUCUCCCGCUCUUGACCCUUUUGACGCUCUUGUCUCUUUGUCCUAAAAGUGGAUGUGACACUUGAAGCUCUUUCUGAAGAUCAUUUGCCAUUGAAAGGAAUUUUCGGAUGGUGGAAGAAUCAGUAAUAACAUUGCAUUCCCUCUAUGUGGUAUCCUGAAGCCCUCUCCAACAGGACCAGGAGGCACCAGAGUGACGACGAAAAGUGCUGAAAGAGCGAAUACAGAAAGAAGAAGGAUCAUAAAGGACAUGCACAGAAUGGUGCUCUGGAGGGGAGAGCAGAAGUGUUCUGCACUGGAAUGACCUCCCACACACACUCACGUGGUUUCUAUGGGGAUUUCAGCAUAGCUGCACUCUGCUGGAUGGGAGGUGCUGUAUUUCCGUGCCAUCUGAUCGCUCUGCUCUGAUUGGCCAGUAUUAUUCAGUCGCCGCACUGCCGUUGGUCAGAAUGCCAGCAAAAGGGAAGUACUUGCUGAAUGAGCAGAUGUUAAAACAGGAAGCACUGUACAGGAAAUUUUCUGGCAUUAGCCAAUACCAGCCAUUCGUUCUGUUGCUGGGACUGAGCAUGCUCACCUGUGCCACACUGCUAGUGCUCUUCUUCAGUCUGAAACUGGAUGCAACGGUCCAUGGCAUAUUUGUGGGAGUUGUGGGAGGAGCGUUGUGUUUGUUUCUGGCUGUGUUUAUAUUAAUGUGUACAGAGACCCUCUCUCAGAGAUGGAGAACUUUACUUGGCCUUGCCGUGUGGGCCACACACCUCACAAUGGGAUUCACCUUUAUUUUCAGCACAGAAUCCGACAUACCAAUACAACCAUGGGACCAGGUGCCCUUCUUCCUCUUCAUUAUCAUUACAGUCUACACAAUGCUGCCAUUCCAGAUGAGCUAUUCUGUGGCCCUGAGUAUCAUCUCCUCUCUGUCUCACAUCAUUGUUCUUUCAGUGUACCUCACAGUGGGUGGGUCACCCCCCAAACUCACCAGGCACCACAUCACCAAUCAGUUGCUGUCAAAUGCUGUGGUGUUUGUUUGUGGAAGUAUGGUUGGUGCAUUUCAUAAGGAUCUGAUGGAGAAAGCGCUCCUGCAGACAUUUCUGGAUACUCUUCGCUGCCUUGGCAUUCGCAUGAAACUGGAGAUUGAGAAGAGACAGCAGGAAAACCUUUUACAGUCAGUGCUUCCUGUGUACAUCUCCAUGAAGAUGAAGUUGGCCAUAAUGGAGCGCUGCAAGUGUAAAGAUAGAGAGGAACAGCAGCGUAUGGUCCGUGACAACAACUUCCACAGUCUUUAUGUGAAGAGACAUGAGAAUGUCAGCAUCCUAUAUGCUGACAUCGUGGGUUUCACACGUUUGGCCAGUGACUGUUCUCCUAAGGAGCUUGUGAUUAUGCUGAAUGAACUUUUUGGGAAGUUUGACCAGAUUGCAAAAGAGAAUGAGUGUAUGCGGAUAAAAAUUCUUGGUGACUGUUACUACUGUGUGUCUGGCCUCCCAGUUUCCCUGCCAAAUCAUGCCAAAAACUGUGUUAAGAUGGGCCUGGACAUGUGCGAAGCCAUCAAGCAGGUGCGUGAGGCCACAGGUGUGGAUAUAAACAUGCGAGUAGGUGUGCACUCUGGAAACGUCCUCUGUGGUGUGAUUGGCCUACGGAAAUGGCAGUUUGAUGUGUGGUCACAUGAUGUCACCCUAGCCAAUCAUAUGGAGUCAGGUGGAUUACCAGGACGAGUUCACAUCACAGAGGCGACUCUGAAGCACUUGAACAAAGCGUAUGAGGUGGAGGAGGGGAAUGGUCACCUGAGAGACCCCUACCUUAAAGAGCUUAACGUCAAGACGUACCUGGUCAUAGACCCGCGGUCAAAAGACUCAUCACUGAUGGCUCCCAAUGUCACCAAGCCUCGUGAUGGUUUGAAGAUGCGAGCAUCUGUGCGUAUGACACGCUUCCUGGAGUCGUGGGGGGCUGUCAAACCUUUUGCCCAUCUGCAGAGCCGCGAGGAAUUCAGCACAGAUGCUAUGGUCAAUGGAAAGGGUCGCUGCAAGGAUAUCCCUCUUAGACCAGUACCGACCAAAAUUACUGAAAGCUUUGAUGAGUCUCUUGAGGAGCCCUUCAGUUUACCUGCUCCUUCCUUGAGCACAUAUAAGAAUAAAUCACAGAAGACUAAGUUUGACGAAGAACUUCAUGACAAGAUGACCACCACCAUCAAUGAUUUGAGCUCCAGCAAUCAGUGGGUGAAGUCUGAAGAGACCUACAGCCUCACACUGUGUUUUACUAAAAGAGACCUGGAAAAGCAGUACAGGACUAUAGAGAUGCCAAGUUUUAAAUACUACAUUGGCUGUGCCACCUUAAUCUUUUUAUGCAUCUUCAUCAUCCAGAUGUUUGUUACCCAGCAGCGUAAAAAUCUGGGGCUGGCGUUUGCGGUGUUGGCGUGUGUUCUGCUUUUGAUUCUGUGCAUCUGUUUUGCAGGUCAUAUACAGAGGAUGUUUCCAGAGAAGUUAAAAUCAUGUACGUGGCUCUCGGCUCUUUCAGAAGCAGUGGUUAAGAGACCUUUUAUGCGCCUCCCAUUGGCAACCGUGGCCACCGCAGUCAUAGUCAUCAUCGCCAUGUUCAACUUUUAUUUUAAAAACACAGAGAAUUUAUGCCACACUCUGCUACAAAAUAACAGCAUCAAUCCUGAUUCUCCUGUAAAUGACCUUUCAUAUUUGCCUUAUUCUGUAUAUAAUUGUAUAUUGGCAUUGAUUGCCUGUGGCGUGUUCUUGAGGGUGAGUUUGGAGCUGAAGGUGGCCUUUCUCUUCAUCGUCUCUACCAUUUCCUACAUCAUCAUCUUCUACUCUCAGGAAAAUCUCUUCAACAGCUACACCUGCCUCCUGUACAGGAACCACAGCUGUGUGGAUGACAGUUUGAUGCUGUGCAAAGCAGGACUUAUGAAGCACCCACAGCUCAUGAGCUGCAUCUACAUCACACUGUUCCUCUUUACCAUGCUGCUCAUAUCCCGCCAGAAUGAGUACUGCUGUCGUCAGGACUUCCUGUUGAAGAACAAGAACCUGGCCGAUAAGGAAGAAGUCGAGCUGUGCGAAAACCUGAACCGUCUCCUUCUGGAGAAUGUUCUCCCUGCACACGUGGCCGCUCUCUUCGUGGGCGAGAACAAAAAGAAUGAGGUGGGGCUGCUGUCCACUAUCUCUUUACUAAACCGGAAAUACAAGGACCUGUACUAUAAGUCAUAUGACUGUGUAUGUGUGAUGUUUGCCUCGGUGCCAGACUUCAAAGAGUUCUACACUGAGUGUGACAUAAAUAAAGAAGGACUGGAGUGUUUGAGGCUCCUCAAUGAGAUCAUCGCCGACUUUGAUGAGUUGCUGUCUAAGCCCAAGUUCAGUGGUGUGGAGAAGAUUAAAACCAUCGGCAGCACGUACAUGUCUGCUGCAGGACUGAGUGGACCUCCAGAACAAAGCAGCCAGGACCGUGAGAGGCAAAAUGCUCAGAUAGGAAACAUGGUGGAAUUCGCCAUUGCUCUGAUCGGCAAGCUGGACGGCAUCAACAGACACUCCUUCAACACAUUCAGGCUUCGUGUUGGUAUAAACCAUGGCCCGGUGAUUGCAGGGGUGAUUGGAGCCAGGAAACCACAGUAUGAUAUCUGGGGAAACACUGUGAAUGUGGCCAGUCGGAUGGAAAGCACCGGAGAGCUGGGUAAAAUACAGGUGACAGAGGAGACGUCUGAUGUCCUGCAGAAGCUGGGCUAUUCAUGUGAGUGUCGUGGCCUGAUCAAUGUGAAGGGCAAAGGAGAGCUCAAAACCUUCUUUGUGUGCACAGAUUCCAGCAAACAGCAGGGCAUCGGUCUGAGCUGAGACUGAAGUCUCUGCCGCUGACAGCUUCAAACACACACGCACACAUACACACAGACUCCGGAACCUAUAUGUGAUCUCUUUGUUUUCAUUUAAGAAUGUUUUAUUGCUACUGGAUUUGUUUCUUUAGAGCAUGUCUAAAGAACUGCACAUUCUUUCAAACUCGAACAUGUUGGAGUUUGUUUUGGCAGCAUUUGGAGAACUGAAACUCUCCGACAUACAGCAGCAUAUGCAUACACACAUCUCACAUGAACACAAGCUGAACUUUGCCAUACUCUUAUGGGAAACUGAGCUCGGUGAAGGAAAAUACUGGUUCUCGGUAUUGCUCUCAGACUUUCUGGGUACUGCUGUCAUAGUGGCCUUGAUCCUGUUGGAUUAAGACUGAUUUGGGAUGACUGAGCUGGUCGGACGGUUUUGGCUUGCAGGCAGAGGGAACACGUGACUCACACAAACUCAUCACCGCCGACGUUAAGAUAUCUAGAAUUUCUUUACUCAUGUAAAAUAAUAUGUAUCUUAUUAUAAACCUUUCUGUCAACUUUUGGACCAACAAGAUGGUGGAUGAUUUGAUUUUUUGUUUUUUUUUCUUUAAAAAAAACAUCUGCCAAGUGUUUUGAAUGUCAAAUAUUGACAAGCAGCGUUGAUGUGCUGUUGCCUUCGAGUUGAGAUUGUGAAUGUUGGAGAUGAGCCUUCCUUAGCUUCAUAACGUGCUACAAACGAAAACUAUUAAGAAAUGUUUACAUAUACCGGGAAAAAAUAUCAACAAUGAAAAUUCAAUUUACUUUAAGUGAAAGUGUGCUUUCAUCUUUUUUAGUCUUAGAUCUUGACCAAAUGGCUCUGUGGCUUCACUCAUCUGAAGUUGGAUGUAUUCAUGCAUCUUAGCUUACAUUGCAGUAGACAGUCUCUGCUUCUAUUCUGUGAGAAUGCUUGGUGAAAGUGGGAAGUGUCUGUCUGAUGAAGCCAUAGGCAUACAUGUUCAAUUGAGAUUGAAAAUCUUAUGCGCCUCUCUGGGUUUUCAGAGUGUUACAGUGACUGAAUUUACAUGAUUUGAGAUUCUGCGCUGCCUUUCUGUAAUGCAUUGUUUGUGAGGAAUGCUCUGUUUUGUAUGCAUUGCUACAGAAUAAAUCAUUUUACACUUUA
Molecule: messenger RNA, 5006 nt
Organism: Carassius carassius (crucian carp)
Lineage: Eukaryota; Metazoa; Chordata; Actinopteri; Cypriniformes; Cyprinidae
Gene: adcy7
Product: adenylate cyclase 7
Exons: 27
Coding region: 504-3872 (1122 amino acids)
Biological process (GO): adenylate cyclase-inhibiting G protein-coupled receptor signaling pathway; intracellular signal transduction; adenylate cyclase-activating G protein-coupled receptor signaling pathway
Cellular component (GO): plasma membrane
Molecular function (GO): adenylate cyclase activity
Source: RefSeq, a predicted model, not a curated record